AUGUGCUUUCUAAUAACUGACGAAAGUAAAGAACAUAUGAAAAGAAAAUGGAACAGAUUAACUUCUUCGAAAUGGACAAAAUUAUUCGCCAUAAUACUUUGGAUUCAAUUUGUUCUAGUGAUGAUUUUUCAAUUAAGGAUAUUAAAACGAAAUGAUGAAUUAUAUAAUAAUAGUCGAUUUAAACAUUUAUAUGAAUGUGAUAAGGAGGCGAGAAAUCAAGAUCCUCGUUCGAGUGAUUAUUUAUUCGUUUUCUCGCUUAUACAAAGUUCGAUAUUUAUGAUAUUACAAUUCUAUCUGAUUUAUUUCGGAGUAAAUGCGAUAUUUCAUGAACACAUAAUUCAAAUCAUUACACUUGCCGGUUUAAAUGUUGGAAGUGCGAUUUACACCGUGGUUCAAUUGCUCGAAGUUAAGUUUCGAGUGGACAGAAUACAAAAACAAAAAAAAUGUGAAAUAACGCAGGAAUUAAUAAAUAAUGAUAACAGUUUAACGAAAGGUUUCAGCAUGGAUUUAUUCAAAGUGGAUUUGCCGCAAAUAGUAGUAUUGUCAAUCUUUUCGAUAAUAACUAUAUUCAUAACAUAUAGAUUGUAUCUACAAUUUGGUUGGAGUAUUUAUAAGAAAAUUGGUGGUGACUUUAAAAUUCAGACAAGCGUAUUUUUGGUAAUCGCUAUGGUAACGUUGAUCUAUGCGGUUAUAGUAGUAACGAAUUUUGAUAGAGGACUUCAAGAAAUCAUUGAAAAUUAUAAGAAUAGGAUGAAACAAAGACCAACUAAUAUUAAUGGUCCGACAAUGAAUGUAACUACUUUAAAUAUUCCGUCAGCACAAUCGAUACAUACACUUUCGUCCUCGACGUCUCAUCCAUUCCCCGUUACAUCUCUGUCAAAUGAUAAGAUUAGUUAUGUUAGUGAUGAAAGUAAAGGCGAAUCACGUUGGACUAUUGACGAUUAA
This is a messenger RNA of Funneliformis mosseae, 945 nucleotides long. Lineage: Eukaryota; Fungi; Glomeromycota; Glomeromycetes; Glomerales; Glomeraceae. The record is from the annotation of a GenBank genome assembly.